AUGAUUAAAUCCCCUCUCUGCCCGGCCAACCGCCCGCCCUUUGUGCUGCUGUCUUCUUUCACUGUGCACUCAUUAUUUUUAGUGGAUGCGGCAUUCACUCGGUUCUGCACGCUUUCCGGCAUCACCACCGUACACCCGCGCCGCGAUUUAAAUAAUGCGUGCCAGCAGUUGCAACCGACCAGACUCGUUAAUGAGCUCUCCAACGCCGACUCGGCAGCGGCCUAUCUAACCCCUGACCUCACGGAAAAACGGAAUGCUCCCAUUGACCUGCCGCAACCUGCCGCGUUGCUCCUCCACCGACACGUCGACUUCCAGGGGGAUUACUCCAGGGCCGUAUCAUCAGCGAAUCGGCCUCUAUUUCACGCUGAGCUGGCAAAUGCAUCACUCGCUUGGGGCAAACUUGGCCGUCAUAUUGAAAUCUCGUCUAUUGCUCUCGCCUCUGCGGCGUUUACUUCUUCUCUUCCCCUAAUGAAGAGCCACGAAAAGCAAACAUUUCGUUGGAUAUCAAAGACCAGCAAUAUCCAAUCUCGAUUCCAAACUGCGCCUGCCAAACAAUAUGCGUUUCAACCGCACAGGGCAGGCGGGAGAAAGCGGGACCUUGAUAUCUCUUCAACAUCCGUGUCCGCUGGGGCUACCUUUCUUCCAAAUUCCAGGCGUCAUCGAGCAUGUCUUGUUCCCUUCUCAAACCGCAUCGGCCGCUCUAUCGCACACUCUUUGCCAACCACCUCAUGUUCUCUGAGUUACCCAUUGCGGCAUUUGUUUCAGGAAAACUCUAAGGGUUAUAUUCGGUCUCCAGCUGACAUGACUAGUCCGUGUAACCCCCAAGGACACACCAGGUAUUCGUCACUCGCCUUCCAAAAAAUCCACCCGAUGACGCUCCACCUGUAUCACGGACAGUGCAUGCAGCUUCGGAGACACUUGUGCCUUGGGCCAAGCAUGCUGUUGAGCCAUCAACUUAGCCACACCCGAAACUGGAAGGCAUUUCUUCCAGGAUCCGAUCCGGGCCACUCAUGCCCGGCACAAUCACCACGCAUGCCGCACGAUGCUCGUCCCGGUCCGACCCUGUCUCAGCCACAUGCCAAAAAUAUGCCCACCCAUAUCGAUCAUCCAGUAUAUAACUCUUGGGACUGGCAUCCCGAGCACGCGGCGUCAUGUUCAGAGAAUGUGUGUAUUCUCAGCUUGGUAACCCAAGAUUGCAAUAUAGAAAAUCGAUACAGUUUCUGCGCGCUACGUACGCUUUCAUUUCCAAGCAUCUUUUUGGGAUCGAGCUGUUACCCUAGAUUUCUUCAUUUUCGCGUCUCAAAAGUUUACGGACCUCGGAAGCUAGGCGGGCACUUGACUUCUUGGUCCCCCAGAAAGAAGAGCCUGCAUUCCGAGUACUCACCUGUGAUAGGGUAUAUUAAACCGGCAUUAUGCCCGGCGGAUACUCUAUUUCUCUCCCGGAGCCAGAUCGCGACCCUCCACUUCCCAGGAUUAAAUAGAAUCCUCCCGCAACAUUCGAUAGAGGCAAAUCCGUCUAGAGAUUGCGGGCAUUUGUCGUCGACUUACACCAAUGAGCUGGGCUUCCUACUCAUAUUUUGUCUCCUCUUUUCCUAUUUUUGUAUUUUGGCUGGAACAUUGCGGAUUCGUAAUCGCCUGAAGACAUGUGCAGAACACGAGUGGAUGUGCAGAUACACAGAUUCUUUACAAAAUUUACGUACAAGGUUCUUCAUAAAUUUGACUAAAUUUUGGGAACUGCGUUUACCCUUCCAAUCGACAUUCACGUCUCGCUCUUCAUUGCCCAUGACCCUCUUCGUGGACAACGUGCUGCUUCUCUCAUUAACCUUAAUGCCAUUGACAGGGUUGGUCUAUAUAAGCUCCGUCAUAGUCCUCAAUACCUACUGUCCCUUAUUCAUACUCGAUGCCUUCACAAAGAUCCAUUUUCAUCACCCACUGCUUCGAGCAAGAACACAAUGCCAACUUACCACAGGGCAUCGACAAGACAUCGAAAGCGGACCAGGACUAGCUAUCGUUUCCCAAGCCCCAUUAAAGGAAACUGCCAUUUUCAAUAAAGGCUUAUAA
Molecule: messenger RNA, 2061 nt
Organism: Lindgomyces ingoldianus
Lineage: Eukaryota; Fungi; Ascomycota; Dothideomycetes; Pleosporales; Lindgomycetaceae
Exons: 14
Coding region: 1-2061 (686 amino acids)
Source: RefSeq, a predicted model, not a curated record